Liolophura sinensis is the source of this 6855-nucleotide messenger RNA. Its product is annotated as apurinic-apyrimidinic endonuclease-like. The record is from RefSeq and is a predicted model, not a curated record. Bases 1656 to 3779 code for a protein of 707 amino acids. Gene Ontology annotation, molecular function: zinc ion binding; DNA binding; DNA-(apurinic or apyrimidinic site) endonuclease activity. The transcript is spliced from 8 exons. Gene Ontology annotation, cellular component: nucleus; mitochondrion. Gene Ontology annotation, biological process: base-excision repair. Lineage: Eukaryota; Metazoa; Mollusca; Polyplacophora; Chitonida; Chitonidae.
UGUUCAUGAGAGAAGGGUAUAUGAUAUGUUCGCGAUAAAGCUAAAGAAAUAGCGACUUUUCAUCUUUUAAAUCCCGAGAGAGUAAGGCUAUUCAGAACUGUCGAAAUACGAGCACUCGUUAAGACCGCAUGGCGUGAAAAUACGUUGUUGGUUUGCAAACGGUAUGGUGCUAAAGCUGUGCCCGGUAAGGGCUUGAAUUUUUCUGUGACCAGUUCAUUUGGUUUUUCAAAAGCCUUUUAAUAUUACCGAUCGCUGUGAAUCGGAUAAGGAGAAUUUUGUUUUGAGGGAUUAAGAGGCAUUAAGUACUGCUGUCCAGUUCAAGGGACACAACUUUUGUUAAAAAUUAUUGAAAUUGACCAAGAAGCAACCGUUAAACAUAGGGAUUGCAUGUGCCGUCAUCACCUUGGCAGAACAGUAGACAGAUAGCCAUAUUGGAGUCCUGUUAACAUGGGCUGCUACAGCUAUAGUACUAUAUGGAUACCAGAAAUAGAAAAAAAAAACUACCCCCUCGUUUAAUUCUGAUGCAUGCGCCUUAGAUUUGUCCUGAAUACACAUAAAGCUGGGCACUUCUGUAGCUAAAAUAUUUACACCUAUUUUCCCAUAAUCGCUGCUUGCCUGGACAUCACCAUUCUCCUGUAAAUCUUAACCGAAGUCGAAAAUAAGCUCAUAUUUAGCAGGUCACUGUGCUGUUAUGUUUUCAAAAUCUGGGUCAGCGAGGCGCACAGGGGUAGCAGUGGUUGAUCUUUCCAUGAAAUUUAGAAUGGAACGGAUGCCGAAGAUAUUAAUUUGACAGUUCACACAAAUUCUGGGGUCCGUCAUUGUGCUCCAUAACCUUCAGUCAGCUGCAAAUUCUCGCCUCCGCAGUAUCAUGGAUUUCUGUUUGUCAAAACUGACAGCCAGCUGAUCAAAACAUAGUGACGUGAAAGGUCAACCACACAUGCGUGAGGAGCAACGACCCAAUUUAUUAGGUCACGAUUUCGACAUGGCAUGUGAGUGUAAGCCACAACUGUAAAUUAUCAUUCUGGUCGUAAAGGCUACAAAAUGUGGAAAAAAUUGACAGAGGAACAAAAUGUGUUGGUAGCACCUUAGACACUUAAAGUGUUUCCUACAAAAGUACAGACCUACACGAACAAUUUGGGCGUUUUCAGCUUCAUUCCCUACUAGCCUAACAAUGACACAUGACUUUUAUACUUACAUGGCCCAGUUUAAAAUAUGCAAAUCUAAAUUUGUGAAUUUUAUCUGUUGAUGAUGUGUUGUAGCAGUUUUAGGCUUCAAAGUGAGCAGUGUUGAGGUGGCAGAAGUGCAGCGUCAGUGGGAACUCUCCACACGCGGGAGGUUACAUUGUUUGCACUCACCACAGCUUCACCACAGUUACAGAUAGGUUUUGUGUUAACAUGGGGUGAUGGUCUUCAAGACUGAUGGAUCGAGUCAAACUUAAGACCUUAAGAGAGGAAGUUGUAACUGAAGGGGAUAGUGCAAUGACCGGUUGACCCGUAUCAGUAUAAUGGCUCGGGCGGGGCGGCUUACUUGCCUUCGGUAAGGCGUCUCAGUGAAGCAGCACUAGAUAAAAGAGCGGUGGAAAUCCGUCCUGCGACAAGGAGGCACUGUAAGGAUUCCUUCGUCGUACUGUGGCUGGAAAAUGAUUGCUGAAAAGAAUGCCACCCGUAAAGUCUACAAAAGAAAGAGGUGACUAUUUUGAGAAAGCAGGGAAGAGAAAAUCCGACCUGAACCAAAAAGAUCAGGUGUCACAAUCUGCUGUAGCGAAAAAGAAAAGAAGGAAAGACACCGACCUGGCGUAUGAUGAUCAAGAGACAGUAUUUUCAGGAAGAAAAAAAUUUUCAUCAAAUGAGAUUUUGGAAUUCAAUAUUGAAAAGGAGCCCCCAUCACAUAGAGAAGUUGAAGUUAUAAAAUCAAAGACAGAAGUCAGUCCCGACAUUCAUGAGAACCAGAUAAGCUCAUUAAAUAGUUCCUGUAGAAGAGUGACCAGGAGCAGAGCCAGACAGUUGAAACGGACAAACAGUGGUGCGGUGAACGUGAGAGGUACAAGCACUGAAGGCACUUCUGAAACUGUGGUAAGGAAAGCAAAACCAGCACGAAAGGAUAUUUCUCAACAUACAGUGAAGACAUCCAAGGGAAAAGGGUCAAGAACAAAAAAAGUUCCGAAGGAUAAAAGCAAACGAACCAGUAAUAAAAUCAAGGAAAGGGAAAGGAACCCAUCAGACCAGGAAAACACAAAGCCUGUUUGUGCUACUGUGAAAAAGGAGGGUGGAAAUAGUUCUGAUCAGACAUCAUUAAGACAGGCAGUGGAGGGAAAGGGGUCAGGUACAAAAAACAUUGAAACAGCUAGGGCUAAUCGCAAACUAUCGAGUAAGAACAGCAAGAAAAGGGAAAGGAACCCAUCAGACCAGGAAAACACAAAGUCUGUUUGUGCUACUGUGAAAAAGGAGGGUGGAAAUAGUUCUGAUCAGACAUCAUUAAGACAGGCAGUGGAGGGAAAGGGGUCAGGUACAAAAAACAUUGAAACAGCUAGGGCUAAUCGCAAACUAUCAAGUAAGAACGGCAAGAAAAGGGAAAGGAACCCAUCAGACCAGGAAAACACAAAGCCUGUUGGUGCCAAAGUGAAAAAGGAAGGUAGAAAUAGUUGUGAUCAAACAUCAUUAAGACAGGCAGUGGCGGGAAAAGGGUCCGGAAAAGAAAGCAUUGAAAAGGUUACUCGUAAUACAUGUAGCAAACUGUUCAAUAAUAAAAUCAAGGAAAGAGAAAGGAACCUAUCAGAUCAGGAGAAAACAAAGCCUGUUUGUGCUACAGUGAAAAGGGAGGGAGUAGUUGGGUCUGAUCAGACAUCCUUUAGUUCCAAGCAAACAGAACGCGAGAAGAAAUCACAAAGGCGAAAAGGGGUCAAGAAUUUUGCUUUCAAAGAAGACAGAAAUAGCACAGUGAUGAAGAAGUUUGUUGGAGCUCAUUUAUCUAUAAGUGGUGGACUGGAAAAUGUAAUUAAAGAAGCAAGGGAAGUAGGGGCAGAAGCUGUGGGUUUAUUUUUAAAGUCACAAAGAACCUGGAAGAGUAAACCAUUGGAAGAGAAAGCGGUAGAAAACUUCAAGAAAGCCUGUCAAGAUCUUAAAUUUCCAACAAACAUGAUCUUACCCCAUGGUUCAUAUCUGUUAAACUGUGGAUCACACAAGGCUGAUCUGCUGGCCAAGAGCAGGGAGAGUUUGAUUGAUGAUGUCCACAGGUGUGACCGACUUGGCAUACAGCUCUUCAACUUUCAUCCAGGCUCAACUUGUGGGGAGAUAACUGUUGACGAAUGCGUGAGUAGAAUUGCAGAGAGCAUCAACAUCGCCCAUAACCAGACUCAACAAGUCACUGUCCUGAUUGAGAACAUGAGUUGUCAAGGCCACACCAUUGGGGGCAAGUUCGAGGAGUUGAGAGACAUCAUAGCCCAGGUGAAGGAUAAAGACCGUGUGGGAGUCUGUCUGGACACAUGCCAUGCCUUCGCUGCAGGAUUUAACAUAAAAACAAAAGCUGGCUAUGAACAGAUGAUGACAGAGUUUGAAAAUAUUAUAGGACUUGAGUAUCUCAAGGCCGUUCAUCUCAAUGACUCAAAAGGGGAUGUUGGCUGCCACAAGGACAGACAUGAAAACAUUGGCAAAGGCAAGAUCGGUCUGGAGGGCUUCCGCCGUGUGAUGAAGGACAAACGCCUGAACAACAUCCCCAUGAUUCUAGAAACACCGCUAACCAUAGAUGACAGUGAGGAAAUACAACUGCUCUACUCUCUGUGAACAAAACUGCGAUAUUUUCUUGUUAAAAGUGCUACUGAAUUGUGGAGAGUAUUGUGAUGUUCAUUGCAAACAAAAAUUGGCUUGCUGUAAUUGGGGUAUCUGCUGUGAUAAGAACAUUGUUUUAUAUUUUUAAUCUGUGAACAACUCUGAUAUUUUCUAUGAACAAAUCUGUUUUGUCUUUUGUGUACGGAACAAAACACAUCAUGUCAGCUGUAUUUGUCCAACUAUGGUCGCUAUUUCAAAGAGGUUGUCAUUAAAAGUUUAAGAUGCUAGGUCUGAAUGCAAAAAACCAAAAAAAAACCAAAAACCAAAAAUGAGAAUAGGACAGAUUAACUAUAGAUGUUUGAUUUGAAAGAGGACAUUUACCAGAUUAAAUGUUACUAGACCUGUUGUGAAGCCAGUAUUUUCUUGAAAAUAUCAGAGAAAAAAUAACAGAUAUUUGGUUUGAACAUUCUGAUAAUGUCAAAGCUGGUAUUAUAGGUAUUCAAACACUGAGGAAGCUGAUAGAAAUGUCUUCAUGUUAUCAACUUUUCAGUUUGAAUGUAGUACAAAUGCUGUCAAGACCGUCAAAUAAAAGAAGUCAUUCAGAAGAAGUGCUGUAUGUAGGAGACUUUGUAGGACAUUACUACCAUUGUAUUUUAUUUUUUGAUAUAUGUCCAAGAAAUGCGUUUGAUCAUUCUGCAGUAUCAAAACAAUCACAUUUGCAAUGUUUUAAAUGUUCAAUAGUUCCAAUAGCUCCUUUCAUAUGUCAGUAAAUCAUUUAAUAUUUUCAUUAAAUGAAGAUAAAAAAUUCUUAUUUAUCUGUUCAAUACAUUGUUGUGAUAGGUCUCUCUAAGAAUCACAUGUGACUUCCGAAAGUUACCAUUAAAAUUAUAGUUACAGUUUCCCGUUCCUCCACAAUUAUUUAUUUAUUUGAGUGGUGUUGUACCCCAUAAUCUAGAAUAUUUCACAUACGAUAGUGACCAGCAGUAUGGUGGGAGGAAAGUGAGCGGAGCCAAGGGAAAACCCACGACCAUCUGCAGGUUGCUGCCAGACCUUCCCAUGUACGGCUGGAGAGGAAGCUCUGGUCUGGACAUGAACCGACGGCGAUUACAUUGGUGGGAGGCUCCUGGUUCAUUGCGACGUGCUGGUGUGCUAACCCCCUCAGGAGGCCCUCUACAGAAUAAUGGCAGAAAACUACACUCAAGUCAACUAGAUCGUGUUUUGCUAAUUUACUUAUGUUGCACCAGUGUUUGUCAUUUGCCUGUAGCAUACAUGGAAUCUACUUGUAGUUGACACCCGUGUAAAUUUUUUUUAGUACUGAAAAAGUGAUUUACUGUAGGAUACUCCAGAAACGGACUGCUUUAAGUUUCACGUUACUAUAUUGUUCCAGGUUACAAACAGACCUAUACAAUGAUCAGUGUCGUCCACCCAGUUGUCUGUCUCGAGUAAAACUUCAAAUCAAGUGUAGACUGCUGCAGUUUCUUGGAAUAACAACUCCACAUACAUGCACAUUCUACAUCUAGUGUCGCAAUCCCACAAUAAAGUUCUAUCUGAGACUUGGUAUUUAUGGUGUUGCCUCAGUUGAUGCUCAGUAACAUGAGUAGGACAUGUUCUUGUCAACCCCAUGUAAUGUGACUGCAUAAGGUGUUGUAUGGUGUCUUCAGCAUUGGGUCAACCCUGCUGCAUGGAGAUAGUGGUGAUAUGACCCAAAAUGUUUUGAAGGACACAAGGGUCUCCUGAUGUGAGAUACUGUGCAUGCAAAUUUGUUAUAUCUUUGUUUAUACUAAACACAGCCCAACAAUAAAAGGCAUUGUUAUAAAACAUUGAAUAUAUAUAAUGUACAUGUAUAUAAAACUUCAGUACUUCAAAUUAUGUUCUAAGACAAUGGCAUGCACUAUAACAUUCAUAGCUCUUAGGUUAUACAUGUAUAUGAGAAAUACUAUCAGGUGAAACACUCCUUGUGUAGUACUGUAGGGCACCUCACUUAUGCUUUUGAAAAUACCAUAUUUAAUAUUACUGAAGAAAUGUAAGAGACAUGAAUUGUAAACUUUGCAUGAUUGAUUUGACAUUUAUUGUCAGAAAUUUCCAAAAAUGUGGGUUAUGCACCAUAAAGGGAUAUCCAAGGCUUGUUUUUUUUGUCAUAGUCUGCAUCAUUAAGAUUCAAAGUUAGAAAGCUCUGCACAUUCUUGUUCACACCAUUGUCUUACAAAAUAAUGCCAUAUAAUUAGAAAUGAUUUAAUUAGUGUGUAGUCUUGAUAUGAUCUGUAUACUCUGUGUUCUGGGAAUUAUUUUGAUGGGUUAGUUCAGAUUAUGGACAAAGUCAUCAGACUUGAUAAUGAAAAUAAACAAAAUUCUCAUCAGGGAAGCAGUUCCACAAAAUAAGUGUGGAUAUGAAAAACCUGGGGCCAGUCGUUCAAAAGUGUAUUAAAGUUAAUCCAGGCUUAAAUCUUAAUAUCAGUCUCAUCCUAACACAAACUAAAUUGCACUUCAGUCUAGACUAACAUUAAUACAAGGCCUAAGUAACUCCUAAUACACUUUUGAAAAAGGGGACCAAGAAGGUCACAUAAGGGGGUGUAACUCUGUAAUUUUAAAGAUAGUUGACUUAAGCCCCAGAUAUGAUCCUGUAACCCCAGACCACAUGAGUAUUGUAAAGGUUAUAAAUGUACAAUCAUUCUGAAGUGGCAUGUCCAGGGCUAAAAUAAGAUAAAAUUACUGGUGGUAGAACAAAAAGAAAACAAAUUUUAAGGGAAGCAAUGGUUACAGUUAUACAUGUAGUGGUAACUCCAACAUGUUUGUAGUCAGAAGGAUUUCACCAUACCAACACAUGAAAAGGCAUGUUGCACAUUAAGUUUACAUAUGUUUUAUAAUAUUUAGCUUGGUGAUACAAGUACUGUUCUACACAGGGUCAGUGUGAAAAUAGUCAUGUACUCAGCACAUUUCCAGAUAAACAAUGUCACUUGGUUUCGUUAUCUAAAGUUUGAUUAUCAUCUCUGUUGCUUUAUGGAAAGAAGCAAUUUUAUGUCCAGUACACAUAUUAGCAGGGUAAACAUACAGGUGGACAAAUGAACACUUGACUGGUUCUUGAAGCUGAUCA